AUGCAGGCCCAGUUGAAGGGUUUGCGCGACGAACUCAACAAGGAGAAGCAGGCCCACGAGGUGACCCAGCAGGCUGCCAAGCACUGGGAGUCUCUCCGAGCCAAGGAUCUUGAGACCUUGAAGGCCCAGCUGGCGGGGGCCAAGAAAGACUACGACAGCAAGCUUGCGGAGGCGAAGAAUAGGCUCGACAAGAAGGUCGUGGAGAUCAACAAGGAAUCCGAUACCAAGCUCAAGACCGCCCAGGCUAAUUGGAACCCAGAGAGAACUGCCUUGAAGGCCAAUGUCGUGGAAGCUGAACACAAGGCGCUCGAGGCCAAGAUCUCACUGGAUACCUUCGCUUCCAACAACCACAAUCUCGAAUCCAGCCUCAAUGUCUUGGGAGAAUUGGAAUCUGAGAGUCAGCAACACGUGGUUGAGCUUCGCAGGCGAUACCAGGGGGCCCAUGAAGCUCAUCAAGAAGCCCAAGCCGAGAUUCGAAACUACCAGAAGCUACUUGAAGAAGCCUUAGCUGUCCGCAACGAGGCGCUUGAGCAGUUGGAAGCCUCGAACGCUGGGGUCUACGCCAACCGCGACGUUCAGUCCCCUCAUUUCGAGGAGGUUUUGAAGGACCCGGUUUGGGAGCGCAUUGCUAAAGAUGGCAUUCGGUUUAUCAGCCGAUGCCUGGGCCUAUUUCUGUGA
This is a messenger RNA of Podospora pseudocomata, 678 nucleotides long. RefSeq lists its product as uncharacterized. The record is from RefSeq and is a predicted model, not a curated record. Lineage: Eukaryota; Fungi; Ascomycota; Sordariomycetes; Sordariales; Podosporaceae. The transcript has a single exon. The coding region runs from base 1 to 678 and encodes 225 amino acids.